Messenger RNA from Kockovaella imperatae, 1605 nucleotides. RefSeq names its product carbon-nitrogen hydrolase. The transcript is spliced from 8 exons. The record is from RefSeq and is a predicted model, not a curated record. Bases 146 to 1210 code for a protein of 354 amino acids. Lineage: Eukaryota; Fungi; Basidiomycota; Tremellomycetes; Tremellales; Cuniculitremaceae. Gene Ontology annotation, biological process: protein catabolic process. Gene Ontology annotation, molecular function: protein-N-terminal glutamine amidohydrolase activity; protein-N-terminal asparagine amidohydrolase activity.
UUCAAUCUGUUGUUGCACAUUCAUUCACGUUGCACUUCAUCUCGCUGAUACCGCCAAAAUCCCGCUUUCAGCGUCCUGGCUGGACGCGGUGCUCUCUCCUUUCCGCUCCCCUCCCAAAAGACCGCGCUACAUCAAUCUCCAGGCCAUGUCGACACCGAUCCGUGGUCUCCCUGUCCCGUUUCGGGACUCGCCAGCCCCUGCGUAUCGAAGGGAGCCAUUGCGAGUUGCAUGUGUACAAUUUGAUGUGAAGCGAGGGGAAGUCAAGCGGAAUGCAGAGAGCGUCGAGGCGAUGACAUCGAGACUCCAGCCUGACUCGCUAGAUCUCCUCGUCCUGCCUGAAAUGUGCCUUUCAGGAUACAUUUUCAACUCUGCCACUGCUAUCCUACCAUAUCUCGAGCAACCGCGUAUCGGUCCCACGUCGCUGCUUGCUCGGAGUCUAGCUCGACGACUGAGAUGUCACGUCGUUGCGGGGUACCCAGAGGCUCUGGUAGAAGAAUCUGGAGAAGCACCCACAGCUUCGUCAAGCUCUUCCUUAUUGCUGGACUCGAGCGCGGGCGUGGAGGAGACUGGCCCAAAAGCCAUGAAGGCUCUUGAGGGAGAAGGGGAAGGCGUCGGUUUCAACUCUGCCAUAGUAGUCGGACCUGAGGGAGAGAUUGUCGGCAACUAUCGAAAGACAUUCCGUUUCGACACGGACAAGUGCUGGGCUAGGGCAGGUAGUGGCUUCAUGCACUUUGACCUGCCGGAGCCCUUGGGUCGUACUGCUAUCGGAAUCUGCAUGGACAUGAACCCAAAGGACUUUAUAGCUCCAUGGGAUGCCUUUGAGCUCGGAUCAUACGUCAGAGAGAGCGGCGCAGACACUCUCGUCGUGCCGAUGAACUGGCUCCAAGCUCCUGUGGAACCUCCCAACCAGGGUCUCGAAAUGGAUCCCACAGCUCCCGAUGAAAGCUCGCUAAAUUAUUGGGCAGCGAGGCUGCAGCCUCUACAUGACCCCACACCGGGUUACGUCUCGCCAUCUCCGAGCAGCGCGAUGGACCCUCAGGGAGGUAAACAAGUCACAUUUGUUGCGUGUAAUCGUGUCGGUGUCGAGGACGGCAAGCGAUACGUGGGUACGAGCUGUGUCAUGACAUUGUCAUCAGAUCCUCGGAGGAUCGAGCUGGUGGAAGUGUGCAACAUGACAGAGGAGAGGGUUCUGGUGGCCACGGUGGUCUAGCAGAUGACACGAUGAGGAGCGGCCAGUUAAGCGAGGCCAUGGCGUGCUCAGCGCGUGUGGUACUCUGCCUGAUGGAUCACUUUAUAGUGUCUAUCUUGAGUUCGGCUCGAGUGUACAGAUCUCAGCUCGGCUACCAUCUCCGUGAGGCCACAAUUGAAGUCCUGUUUGCAUGAUUAAUGAACUGGAAAGGAAGGGAAUCGGUGUCCCGAUCAAAACGAAAGGAGGAGGACAGGCAGAGGAGAGAGUCAUCUAGCGCCGGUGGUUGUCAAUAUGCGCGGGAUAGACUGUUUCAUACCAUGCACGAGGAUCGUCCCACCAUCAACACGCUCACGACCGAGGUGUAUUUAUACUUUGAUGCAGAUCGGGGCCUUUCCUCCCCUGAUCAUGUUCUUCGC